This is a messenger RNA of Botrytis cinerea B05.10, 2623 nucleotides long. RefSeq lists its product as hypothetical. NCBI's taxonomy places the organism in Eukaryota, Fungi, Ascomycota, Leotiomycetes, Helotiales, Sclerotiniaceae. The record is from RefSeq and is a predicted model, not a curated record. The coding region runs from base 849 to 2459 and encodes 536 amino acids. The transcript has a single exon.
GGCUUCGCUUCUACCUGGCUGUUCAGAGUUCCUGUCGGUUAUAUGAAAGAGGAUGAAUACUAAGAACAUGGAAUAUACAUGUUGCGCGUUUGUCUACGCGUACACUACCUAGCUGUGCAGUGCAGAGACGUAAAUAGCCUAUUUCGGGUCAAGCACGACUUUUUUCGCUCCAAAAAGAAGUGCCGAGAUCAGAGGGUAAACAUCCGAAAUGUCCGAGCUGUCUGGGAACAUGUUUUGGUUAACAGCAUGCUUAUAUGCCAUUAAUAAACAAGCUUUUGCGUAAGGAAGCUUGACUUUAAGACGAAGGAGACAAAUUAUCGCCAGCCAACUUGAGGAAAUCAAGUGUUUUGAUAUGCAGGUGGUUCAGAGCCUUCUUUGCAAGUUCAACGUGUGUUCUGGAAUUCAAUGCAUGGAAGUACUAAGCCGACUGGUAUUCUGCUGCAAUCAAUCCGCUUUUACUGGAUGAACCAACUGCUCUAGCUCAAUACCACCGCAUCUAAGCGUCAUCCAGGGCUUUGAGAAUAUAUGGAGCAUGAAGGUGGCGGUAGACAAGUGCCGAAGCUUGAAACGUAUUUCAACGAUAUUAAUAAUUUAUGAGCCCCUUAUUAAUAUCUUAAGCCAUGCGUAAAGGCUCAGAUGCUGCCUUGUGCGCAGAUACGAAGCUUGAUCUGGCAGGAGUCUAUAGCAACCCUUUUUUCUCUCGGGACCGAAAAAUACGUAGGGCGCGCACCAGUGGGUAGGUAGCUUCAUUUAUGAUUUUUUCCAAGUGAACAUAUUAAGGAACAUGUUUCGUUCUCAUAGGAAGUUUUCUCCUUACUCACUUCUCUCUAAUUUACAUUCUUUUUACAAUGAAGCAAUUUACUUCUCAAGUCCUUGGGGCUGCCGCUCUCGCUCAUGGUGCCUCAGCACAACUUUACAACCAAGUAAUUCAAACCAACUACGGACCUGUUCAAGGUAUUCCUGCCUUUAACUCUUCCCCAAAUGGCAACAUUUCAAACUGGGAGGAUAUCACCGUAUGGAAGGGUAUUCCAUAUGGUGCCGAUACCUCUGGCGAGAACCGAUGGACGGCUCCAAAGAAUGCAACACCUUGGAAUACCACUCUUCAAGCCAGUAAGAUGGGUCCAAUUUGCGGACCAGGUAACCCAUCUACAACUGGUGGAACUGUUAGCGAAGACUGUUUGAACCUCAAUAUUUGGUCUAAUGGUAACUCUACCGACGCCAAGCUUCCAGUUGUCUUUUGGUCAUUCCCUGCAGGUGGUGCUGCCGAUCAACCUUUGUUCGACGGUGCCGGAAUGGCGUCUCAAGGCAUUGUGUUUGUCAAUUACAACUACCGUAUUAGUGCUCUUGGUUGGCUUUCAACCCCAGAGCUUUCGGAGGAAAUGUACAAAGCUACUGGAUCUAACAGUUCCGGAAAUUGGGGUCAGCUUGAUCAAAUCCACGCUUUGAAAUGGGUGCAUGCCAACAUCGCUGCAUUCGGUGGUGAUCCAGACCAUAUCACCGUCAUGGGCCAAUCCGCUGGCUCAGCUGCUGUCUACCACUUCGUCAACAGUCCAUUGACAAAGGGGCUCAUUGUCGGAGCCAUCGCCGAGUCAGGAACCCGUGAUCCAUACGAUCCUGAGGCCCUUACUCUUGCUGAGAAUUAUCGCAACCAGUCUUAUGCUCUCGAGUCUGGCUUAGCAUAUAUGGCAUCCAAGAAUGUUAGCACCAUUGCUGAGAUGCGAGCUCUCCCUCUCGCCGAUCUCGAAGAACCUCUCUUCGGAUCCACUUUCUCCGACAACUUCGGCAAUGUUCUUGAUGGCUAUGCUAUCCCCGCCAAAUACAUUGAGACACUUGCCACUGGCCCAGCAAACGAUGUUCCAUACAUCACUGGAAACACCAAAGAUGAAUCCGGAGCAGCUACAAGCACUAAUCUCACAGUUGCCGAGUAUGAGGCCGAAAUCGAAGCACAAUACGGUGCUUACAAUCUCUCAUCCACAUUCUUGGAACUUUACCCAGCUUCAAACACCACUCAAGCAAGUAUGGCGUAUAAUGCUCAUUGGCGCGAUACUUCUCGUGUCUCCAGUUGGUCUUUCGCCAACCGCUGGUCUGUUAAGUCUAAGUCACCUUUCUGGACAUACUACUGGGAUCAUGCUCCUCCAGGACAAGAUCAAGGCGCUUACCAUGAGUCUGAAAUCAACUAUGUUCUUAACAAUCUGUACGGAACCGACAAGCCAUGGGAAGCUGUUGAUUUCGAAAUUGCGCUCAAGAUGAACGGAUACUGGGCGAACUUCGCAAAAACUUUGAACCCUAACAACGGAGGCUCUUACAGAGGAAAUGGAACCUUGCCACAAUGGAAUGCCAAUUCCAAGACGGACAUGGUGACUAUGGAAGUUGGAGAUGGAUUUGGAGAGGUUCCUAUUGGCAGUGCAGACCAAGUUGCUGCUAUUACCAAGUACUUUUCCUUCCAAAACCCUGUUUAGAUGAUGUAUGAUUAUUUAUGUGUUGGGUGAUCUAAUUGGAUCUUUACUCAAUACUUUCUGUAUAUAUAUUCAUUAAAAAAGCAAAAGCACUCAGCGAAUGAGCGAUUCAUUCUUGUUUAUAUAUAGCAUUCAAUUCAAGUCAACAUGAGAUACGAUUGUACUCA